AUGGCCACCAUUCCGUCUGAUCUGAGAAUAGUUCUGGUGGGUAAGACUGGAGCAGGGAAGAGUUCAACAGGAAACACCAUCCUGUGGAAAGAUGCCUUUACAGAAGAGGCCUCCCUCGUGUCUGUAACUGAAAAAUGUGAGAAACAGAGUGGAGUGGUGGGUGGGAGUAGGAUUGAUGUCAUCGACACCCCAGGACUCUUUGACACAACCAUGUCUCAAGAAGAGAUGAAAAGUGAAAUAGUCAGGUGUAUAGAAAUGUCAGUCCCAGGACCUCACGCCUUCCUGCUGGUGAUCAGACUGGGGAGGUUCACAGAGGAGGAGAGGAACACUGUGAAGUGGAUCCAGGAGAACUUUGGAGAAGAAUCCUUAAAGUACACCAUCAUUCUGUUCACUGGUAAAGAUCAAUUGAAGGGAAAAACAGUUGAAGAGUGUUUGAAACCUUUUUUUUCAGUUCGGGAACUGAUCAAAAGUUGUUGGGGAAGGUACCAUUGUCUCAAUAAUGAUCAGAGGGAUGAUCGUGUUCAGGUCACACAGCUGCUGAGGAAUAUAGAAGAGAUGGUGAAGAUGAAUGGAGGAGAGCACUACACCAAUGAGAUGUACCAGGAGGUUCAGAAGAAACUGAGAGAGGAGGAGAAUAAGAGGAGAGAGGAGAUGGAGAAAGAGAGGAGGAGAAAGGAGGAGGAGAUGCGGGAGCAAGAAAGGAGGGGACGGGAGGAAGAAAAUAGGAGACGGGAGGAAGAGAGGAGGAGACGGCAAAGAGCAAGAAGAGAAAAUAUUGCGAUAGGUUUAACUUCAGCAGCAGCUGCUGGGGCAGUAGUAGCUGGGACUACAGUACUUGUUGCUGCUGGAGCAGCAGUGGCCGUGGUAGCAGGACCAGUUCUGUUGGUUGGGGGAGCUGUAUCUGGUAUAGCAGCUAUUGCUAUUUUGGUAAAGAAGAGGAGACAGUAA
Messenger RNA from Coregonus clupeaformis (lake whitefish), 948 nucleotides. RefSeq names its product GTPase IMAP family member 4-like. The transcript has 2 exons. The record is from RefSeq and is a predicted model, not a curated record. The coding region runs from base 1 to 948 and encodes 315 amino acids. Lineage: Eukaryota; Metazoa; Chordata; Actinopteri; Salmoniformes; Salmonidae. Gene Ontology annotation, molecular function: GTP binding.